Messenger RNA from Camelina sativa (false flax), 774 nucleotides. Lineage: Eukaryota; Viridiplantae; Streptophyta; Magnoliopsida; Brassicales; Brassicaceae. The record is from RefSeq and is a predicted model, not a curated record.
GCAUAGGUUCACAACCUGCAUCAAUCAUCACCUUUCUAUUCUAUCGUUCUCUGCUCUCAAUUCUUAAAAUCUAUUUCAUCAAAUUGCUGCUUCCAGAGAAAGAUAAAAAAACGUCGACGAAGAUGAUCAUGUUGAAGAGCUCCGAUGGUAUCACGUUUGAGAUUGAAGAAGCUGCCGCACGCCGAAGCCAGCUCAUAGCUCAUAUGAUUGAAGAAGGUUUCGAAGAUAUCCCGAUUCCAUUAGUGAACGGCAAGAUUCUUGCGUUGGUGACCAAGUACUGCAAGAAGCACCCCGUCGUCCCCGUCUUCGAUGAUCCUACCUCUGACGAAGAUCUCAAGAAGUGGGACGAGGAAUUCAUCAUGCAAAUCGAUGAUCAAUCCACGAUCUUUGAUCUCCUUCAUGCUGCGGAUUACCUAGGCAUCAAUAGCCUUCAUGACCUAGCGUACCAAGCUGUUUGGGAUAUGAUCAAAGACUAAACUCCAUACCAGAUUCGUACUGACUUCAAAAUUAAUGGGCUUUUGAAUGAGAAGCGGAUUAUCAAAAAAAACUAUAAGCAGCUUUCUAUAUUCUUUAGUGUGUGUGUUUUUUUCAGUUUCUUGAUCAAUGUAGAUGAUGAUGACUUCAUCUACGUUCUAUAAUAAUCCAAUAAUGAACGUACGUAAACAUAUACUCCGUUUGUUGUGAUACUAAAAAGAUUUACUCGAUAAACAAAAAGUAUUCAUCUUGUUGUUGUUUUUUUUUUUUUUAAAUGAAAUUCUGAAAUGGCUUGUUUCA